This is a messenger RNA of Fimicolochytrium jonesii, 1062 nucleotides long. RefSeq lists its product as uncharacterized. Bases 1 to 1062 code for a protein of 353 amino acids. Gene Ontology annotation, biological process: G protein-coupled receptor signaling pathway. Gene Ontology annotation, molecular function: G protein-coupled receptor activity. The transcript has 5 exons. Gene Ontology annotation, cellular component: membrane. NCBI's taxonomy places the organism in Eukaryota, Fungi, Chytridiomycota, Chytridiomycetes, Spizellomycetales, Powellomycetaceae. The record is from RefSeq and is a predicted model, not a curated record.
AUGCUCCUCAAUGAAGUGCGCUUCUUGGAUAUCACCACCGUUCGAUAUAGCCCUGUCGACAGAGUUCUUAUCUUACUGCUCUUGCUGGUCAAUUUGGGGGCAUGCCUUGGAAACGCCUUUUUAAUCUACUUGUUCUGUACUGACAAGAAGCUUCGCAACCCCGCGACCUACCUCGUGCUCAAUCUUGCCAUCAUCGAUUUGUGUCUUGGCUCCGUCAACGCAUUCUGUUUCUUUGCUCCAAAUUUGAUUACCGGCAAGUUUUACCUUGGCUUUGUCGGCGGACAGAUCAAUGGAUACGCUGAAGUGAUGUUUUGUGGGGCUUCACUCAUAAAUUUGGGCCUUCUCGGGUUUGACCGCUGGCUUGUAAUCGUGCGAAACUACCGUAUCAGUACCAAGCAAGCUUUUUAUCUAGCAGCCCUCAGCUGGGUAUGGGGCAUCAUUCUCGCGUCCGUUCCGUUCUGGUUCGGCAACCAUCAUAUUCUUGAGUACAGUCGCCUGUACUUUGCGGGAGAUUGGUCCAAUCAAAGUCCUGGCGGUCUCGUCAUGACCAUAGGCUGCCUGUUUACCGUGUCAAUGCCUCUGCUCUGGUUCACAUAUUCCUAUGCACAAAUCCUGCAUGUUGUGAGGCAGAACAACCGGCAGUGGGCUCAGCUACAGCAACACGGACGGGGGAAGGACAGGAAACUGAGUGUCAAACCCGAUCAACGAAGUCUGAAAGAUCUCAAAGCUGCGCAACUAGAGGCUGCGAUCGCGAAACGGUCGGCAAUCGUCGUGGGUGUCUUCGUCAUAAACUGGCUCUUCUACCUUGUCAAUUUUCUGGCGGAACUCACAACUGGGCGUCAAUUCAAUGGGACGCUCGACACAUUCGCAGUUUUCGGUGCGCAUCUCAAUUCCUUCUUCAACCCGGAUGCGGACGACAUCAGCAAAGAGAGUGGAGCCACGACAUCCACGCACCGAUCCGCGAACUUGUCUUGGGUGCCUCCGGCAUCCCGAACCUCUAUAGCUUCUACAGCGGUAAAGUCAACCCCCUCCCCCGUCAUGGAGGCGUGCACAAACGUGUAG